Rotaria sordida is the source of this 1310-nucleotide messenger RNA. NCBI's taxonomy places the organism in Eukaryota, Metazoa, Rotifera, Eurotatoria, Philodinida, Philodinidae. The record is from the annotation of a GenBank genome assembly.
AUGGAUGAGUUAUCUUUAUUUUCUAUUUCAAAUGGGAAGCAUUAUUCCAAUGAUAAUGAAAGUGAUGAAGAAGAAAAUGAACAUCCUUUAGAUAUAAUAAUACAACAAGAACAACAACGACAAGAACAACCAUUACAAAAUGAACGUGGUGGUCGUCGUAAAGGUGUUCCACGUCGUUUACAAUUAUCACCUGAAAUAAUUAAACCACCAACACAAAGACUUUUACCCUUAUCAUUAAUAAAAACAUCAUCAACAAGUGUUCAUCAUCAUGAACAACCUAUAUUAACAUCAGAUCAAGAAGAUGAAAAUGAUAUUGAAGAUAUUUAUCAUCAAAAUCAAAUUGAACAAAAUUAUCUUCAAUUAAAUUUAUUAUCAAAACAUUUUGUUAUUGAUAAUAAUAAUAAUAAUAAUCAUGAAGAAAAUGAAGAUAUUUUAGAAAUAGUUGAUGAUAUUUUAGCUGAUAUAGUAACAACUAUUGUUAAAGAUAUUAAAGAACAACGAAAAAAAAUAAUAAAUAAAACUAAUGGACAUAUAAAUCAUAAACAACAAAUGAAUGGAAUAAAAAAAAUAACUAAUGGAAAACAUAAUUCAAAUGGUCUUAGCAGUAAAUCUCAACCAUCUAUACCAUCAUCAUCAUCAUCGAAAUUAUCUGAUCGUUCAAAAAUAUUUAAUGAUUUAACUAAAACAAUACCUAUGAAUUCUCAACAAUCAUUAGUUAAACAUAAAUUAUCUCCUUCACAAUCAUCAUCAUUUUCUUCUUCACCGACAAAUAAACGACAAAAAACAUCUGAAACAUCAACAUCUUUAUCAAUGCAACAACAACAACAACUUUUAUGGGAAAUGACACAACAAUUAAUGAUGUCAUCAACAUCAAAUGAAACAGAUAAUCUUGCAGUAGUUAAUUCAUCUUUAUUAAAACAACAAUUACUUGGUUUAACACAAACUGAUGCAAUACCUAAACGAACAAAUCGUCCAUCGAAACCAGAAAUUCAAUCAUCAGGAAUAAAUUCAAAUACAACUAUAAUUCCAUCUACAUCUCAUUCAUCAACAAGUCCUUCACCAUUUGAACGUGGAAAUUUUGCUCCAAGACGUCGUGGACGACCACCAAAAUAUGUUACUGAUCGAGGAUUAGCUGGUCUUUCUUCGCUUGAUCUCGAUCCAUCAUCAUUAACAUCACCAUAUGAUCAACUUUUUGCAGCUAUUGAAAAUGGAAUGAAUACAAAUGCUGGAGCAUCAUCUGCAGCCGCAUUUCAAUCAGCACUAGCAUCUAUGCUUGGACAACAAGCUGGUUUAUCAAUACCACCACCUCC